CUCCGCUAACGAAAACUUUUCUUCUUUCCAGUAAAGUGAUAAGUGUAACUCAAAGUAUAUUUUUGAUGUAAACUAAUUAUCAAUUUCAUUCCGUCGAAGUACAAAGUAUACAUUUAAAAAGUGUUGAAAACAGAUGUAAAUAGAUUUAAAAGUGAAUUUAAAAUAAACAAUAUGACGUGUUGAAAAAUCAGUGAGAUAAAAUGACUUUAGUGAGAACUGUCGGUGACACAGGACUGUUUCGAGUCGAAAGUGUGAACAAUAAAACGAUAUGGGAUGACUCAUAGUGAAAAAUGUUAUGUGCAACCCACUAUCCGAUCCGAAGAUGAUGCGCGAUAUCCACGACAAUGCUGGGGGAGGCGCAAGCGGCGGGAUGGAGGAAAGCGAGGACGGCGGGAAUGGGGUUGCAGAGGUCGAUAUGGACGACUGCGGCUCCCUCGCGCUUCCUCCCGACCUGCCCCCCUACUCCGGCGACUACAUCAUCAGCGACUACAUGGAACGCCUUGGCACACGUCUCAACAUUCUCGAAACAGAACUGAAAUAUGCUUGGCGAGCACUCGAUCUGCUCAGUCAAGAAUAUGUCAGGAUGUGGGAACGACUCGAGAGGUUGGAGACGUUACUUGCCGAUCAACAGGGUGUAAUAUCAACUUUACUGGAUUUUUACACAUGCCGAACUGUCAGCGCCAGAGAUCCCAUCACUCGAUUAGAAGUGAUCAGAGAAAUAUUAGGAAAUGGUACUGUCGAAGAUGGCAUAGAAGAAGGUUUAGAUAUUGGACGGAGUCAAGUAUUGUUAGAACACCAGGAAGAGAUUAUGGAAUCAAACGAAGCAUUUUAUAAAAGCUUAAAUCAAGCCUACCGUGAUGAUUUAGUAUGCGAUGAAACAUCUAGGCCACCAUCACAGUUAGAUAUGAUAUGGGAAGCUCCUGAAGAACCAGAUCUAGAAAUGAUGCCAACCAGCUCUAGGCAAAUAUACAGUUCAUCAGACUAUAAAGACUAUUGUGGAUUAAAAGGUGGACCUGUAAUUAGCGAAAGAGAUUUGGUGCAUUUAUCUGCUUUAAGUACUAUAGAUCAAAUAACAGUAGAUAAAUUACAUGAAUUAGAUAGAUUGACAACCCAAUUACACAAAGAUUCCAGAGAGUUAAAAGACUUGAAAACGAGGCUUCUUAGUCCUGAAACAAAACUAUCAAAACACGACAGGGAAAUAGAAGCAAAAGCUCUGGUUGAAGACGGUAACAUUAUAAAUGAACAAUUAAAAAGCGUCUAUUCAGGCGGUGACAAUUGGGCCAUUAACGAUAUGAUGAAAAGCUUUGAUGAUUUCAUGUUAACUGCGCCUAAAGAUUCCAUUGUAAGAGAGAAAUCCCCAUCUAGGUUGUCACUUACUGAUAAUGUUACAGAUAGAAAUUUAGAUUAUUUGCCACCAACACUUUCUCCUCGUCGUAAGUUUGUACCAGAAAGAACUACAACGGAACCUUAUACGACUGUAACUGGGCGACUAGCAUACAGUUCGGCUGUUGCCAAUGCUGAAAUAAAUGCCGCCAAAGCAUCUAAAUCACCUAGUGCUCUUUCAAGAGAAAGAUUUGAAUAUAGCUCUCCCUAUCAAAUUACUGACACUUCCAGACAAAACUAUUUUUCUAAUAAAGGCUUGUCUCAGCCUUUAAACGAGAUUUAUAAAUCAGGUUCAGAGCAACAUUCUCCCUUGUCAAUUCAUGAAAUAUACAACGGACCUAGUGCUAACGAAUUAAGUUACGAAGAUAACAGGCUAAGAAAAUCCCCAAGUCCCCCGCCACCUGCGCCACCAAAUGGGACAGACGGGUUUCCGUCUAUAGAGAAUAACAACGAACUAGUUGCUCAUCAGCCUAUGCUUUCUACGAGUGGUGCCAUGCCACACGAUAGUAUGCGUCUAAGUCCGAGGUCUCCAAAAUCACCAAAAACGUCACCUAAACAUGUAAAGAGGGAUUCUGCAAAUAUUGUAGCGGCAAAAUCGGAUUCUGGAUUAUCAUCAAUGAGUGGAUGGUCAAGUCUAGAAAAAAGUCCAGGAUCACCUAAAACUGGACGAAUAAUACACGGAAGUCAUGAUUCCCAUAAAAUGCGUGAUCCUUCUCCACAGCCAAUUCAAAGGAUGUCGUAUGAGAUGGAUUCAAAACCAUAUAUAGAAACACUUGUCGACUCUUAUCUUUAUGAAGGUGCAAACUUAAAGAGCGAUUACAACUUACGAAAAACAGAUCAUAUGACAAAAGAAAUUAGCUCAAGAGAUUUGAGCAAAUUGCAAGGGAAAGUAGACAGUGAUUACAUUAAAAGUGAUAUACCAUAUUCGGUUACAGAUCAAAUGACUCAAAUCAGCAAUAUUGGGGAAUAUUAUUAUGGUAACGAAGCUCCUUCAAUAUAUUCUGUAGCUGGUAAUAGGCAACCAAUAUUCACAACUGUGUACAGUACUCCCAGAGGAAUGUUGUCCGAAGAUAGAAGUUUUUCCGAAUUAUUAGAUAGAAAUGAAAUUUCAGAAUCUAUUGCGAGACCCGCGGUAGAUUCUUAUCCGCCAGAACCUAGUUAUCAUGCACAGACUGUAGUCAUGUCGGCGGCGAAUAUCAAUAAACGGCCUCUAACUAGGGCUAAUACGAUGGGCUCCAAUGAUCCACAUUUUUAUCAAAAUGGUUAUAAAGGACCUCGAGCUGGGUAUCCUCCCGGUAACCUCACUGAUGCUCUUUCAUACUACCCAACGUCUACAAGAUAUGAUUCACCUAAACGAACAUCUUUGGAAGAUCAGAUCUCAUGGCAAGGGGGUAGUAGAUCUCCAACCAGUUCAAUGGAAACAUCGAGCUUGAAAUCGCGUUCACUAAGUAUUACUGAAAGAAAACAAUUUCAAAACCAAUUACAACAAGAAUAUUUCAAACAGCAACAAUAUGAUCAACGAAAUGGUAACGUUAUGUAUGAGAAUCAAGGAUUCGAAAAGCAAGCAGGGCCCGAACACAAUAAAAUGAGAAAAGAGCAAUACGUAGAAUCAAGUGGAAUACUAGUUUCAGAGUCUGGGUAUUUAUCGAUAUCUAACAAUUAUAAAGGCAAAACUCAAGAUAAACAACCCAAAAAACCAAAAAGGACGUCAUCGUUAAAGUCUGCUAUGUCAUCUAUGAGUCACUGGCUCCCAGAUUUGCAUUUGCCUAAGAAGCAUAGAUCACAUUCAUUACCUUCAGGCGUAGAUACAGUGGAACAACCACAGCAGGAAAAGUCUCUAAAAGAAAGGAUAUUAUCUGCACAGAGGAGGAAAAAGAAGUAUCAUUUGGUGGCUUCUAUGUCAGGUCUGCUACAGAAAGCAAGAAGAAAGCAGCAAGCCAGUCACCAAUCACUGUCUGAUCCAGAAACAUCAGAAACUGAAUGGUCUGGAGGUAGAUCUAGCGCUCAAUCAGAGGACAGCGAUAGUGUAUUUUCCGACUCGACGCAUGAAGGUAACAUGUUUCCUAAAGUAGCUCCUAAACCUAAGAGAAAAAUAAACAACCAAGAAAUUGUGGAACAACAGAUGAUGAUACAAGAACGAAUACAAGAGCAAGGAAUAGAAUACCGAGACGAUGAUACUGAAUGUAUUAUAGAAGAAAAUGAGAAGCUCGCUGCACCUAAUAAUGUUAUACCGAGAGAUAAAAGUGAUGAUAUUGAUUUCCAUUUUGCUCGUGUUAGUCAAAUGAAAAAAGAUAACAUACCAAAGUUGGAAAAAUUGGACAUUGACACUGAUAUAUCUAACGUGGACCUGUUUGAAGAAGAUGAAAAGGGAGAUAAUCAAUCUCCUGGUUCUCUCUUUGCUACAAUAGGUGACGUGAAAAAAUCGUCAAAUGUCUCAGAUGAAGGUUUAAGUGAAAGUAAUAAAUCUUACAGCGGAAGCUCGCAAGAAUUUGCAGUUUCUAGAGCUCUAGGAAAAUAUCGGCUACGAAAGUCAACGUCCGUCUCAGAUGAACAUAUAAAUGAUAUUUCACCUCCGAAAACGGAGAGUGAACAACAAGAUGAAAUUAACGAGGAAUUUGUUAACCAACAAAAAGAAAAGAGGGUUCGUAAGCCAAGUCCCCCCGAAGUUGUUAGCUCAAUACCACUGCCAGAGGACUCUAAUACUCUACCUGAAAGGAGUCCAUCUAUACAAAGUACUCGUGGGUUACCAAACAAGUUUCAACCCCGACAUCAGCAAAGUUUGGAAAUACCAAACAAACAUGACGAUGAUGAUAGCAGAAGUACACAUUCGUGGAGAAGUGGUUCUCGAGUAUCGUCAAGACGACAAAGUACUGAAGACAGCAUUGAUUCUGAAGAUGAAUGGUAUUGCUAUGAACUUAGAAAAUUAGAAGAAAUGGAGCAUCAGUCUCAACUGGAGGCUGAGAGACAACAGACCUUGCCAGAAGAGCCAGAAAUGGAAGAAAUCGAUGAGGACACAGGUGAAAACUUGAAGGAAAAAAUGUCGUAUGUCUUGAGAGAGCUUAAACUUAAAACUGCGACAACCAAGCAAAAGUACGACGAAUCCCCAGUCAAAGAAACUUGGAAAGAUAUCACAACUUUCCCUGUGAUUGAAGAAACGGUAGAUGAUAUUGAAGAUAGGUUAUCUGAUGAUGACAAAUCGUUUGAUGAUUCUGGUUCAGGUGAAACAUCUGGGCCCGACAGUCCAGUGCAGAGUGGCGAUGAACUUGAUGAUGACUAUGAUAUGCCGCAAAUCCAUCAAGACCCAGUGCCCCUUGAGGAGCCUCCGCCGCAGCAAGAUGCUCCUGUCGGCAGCAAAUGGAAGCUGCUCAAAGCUUUGAAAGACCGUAAAGCUGAAGAGAAGACAUCAGAGACUCCAGCAGCCACUACACCCUCGACCGAGAAGGACAAAGUCAGCGCUGGUAAUGGCUCCGGAGGCUUCAACGAGCAAGGUGGAAGAGGAAAUGGGCACCCCAGUGAUAAUCCGUUCUACAGUAACAUUGACAGCAUGCCUGACAUCAGACCCAGAAGAAAAUCCAUCCCUCUCGUAUCAGAACUUGUUCUCAAGACAAUGGCUGCAACGAAGAGGAAUGCAGGUUUGACAUCAGCUGUGCAUCGGGCUACGUUGAAUGACGAGGAAUUGAAAAUGCACGUAUACAAGAAAACGUUGCAAGCCCUCAUCUACCCAAUAUCGUCGACCACGCCCCAUAACUUCGUACUUUGGACGGCGACAUCGCCCACUUAUUGUUACGAGUGUGAAGGGCUUCUUUGGGGCAUCGCCAGGCAAGGUGUAAGGUGCACAGAAUGUGGUGUCAAGUGCCACGAAAAGUGCAAGGAUUUGCUCAAUGCUGACUGUCUGCAGAUGUGUUUCGCAGGGGCGGCCGAAAAGUCUUCCAAACAUGGCGCCGAAGAUAAAGCCAAUUCCAUCAUCACAGCUAUGAAGGAACGAAUGAAACAACGCGAACGAGACAAACCCGAGAUUUUCGAACUUAUCAGACGCGUGUUCAGCAUCGAAGGGGAGCCUCACGCGGCGCACAUGAGCACAGUGAAGCAAUCAGUCCUCGAUGGUACAUCAAAAUGGAGCGCGAAGAUCGCCAUCACAGUUAUCUGUGCUCAAGGCCUCAUCGCGAAGGAUAAGAGUGGAACUUCAGACCCCUACGUAACCGUCCAAGUAAGCAAAGUGAAAAAGAGAACAAGAACUAUGCCUCAGGAAUUGAACCCCGUUUGGAACGAAAAGUUUUACUUUGAAUGCCAUAAUUCGUCUGAUCGUAUCAAAGUACGAGUAUGGGAUGAGGACAACGAUUUGAAAUCAAAAUUGAGACAGAAAUUGACGAGAGAAUCUGAUGACUUUUUGGGUCAAACGAUCAUCGAGGUACGAACACUGUCAGGAGAGAUGGACGUCUGGUAUAAUCUGGAGAAGAGAACAGACAAGUCAGCAGUAUCCGGAGCCAUCAGACUGCAUAUCAACGUGGAGAUCAAGGGAGAGGAGAAGGUGGCACCAUAUCAUGUCCAGUACACCUGUCUUCACGAGAACCUAUUCCACUACCUUUGCGAAGAAAACAGCGGGGCGGUGACGUUACCAGCGGCGCGGGGUGAUGAUGCAUGGAAGGUCUACUUCAAUGAUAUUCCUGAGGAGAUUGUGGACGAGUUCGCCAUGAGAUACGGAAUUGAGGCCAUUUAUCAGGCUAUGACGCACUUCCACUGCCUCUCAACAAAGUACCUAUGCGCCGGAGUACCAGCCGUCAUGUCAACGUUACUCGCCAACAUCAACGCAUACUACGCUCAUACGACGGCUUCGUCUGCUGUGUCUGCCUCCGAUCGAUUCGCUGCUUCUAACUUUGGAAAAGAGAAAUUCGUGAAGCUCCUGGAUCAGCUGCACAACUCUCUGAGGAUAGACCUGUCGAUGUACCGCAACAACUUCCCCGCGUCCAGUGCUGAGAAGCUGAUGGAUCUCAAGUCUACCGUCGAUCUACUUACCAGCAUCACGUUCUUUAGGAUGAAGGUUCAAGAACUAAGCAGUCCACCCCGCGCCAGCACUGUGGUCAAAGACUGCGUGAAGGCAUGCCUUAGAUCAACAUAUCAGUUUCUAUUCGAGAAUUGUUAUGAGCUGUACAACAGAGAGUUUCAGGUGGAUCCCAACGAAGCUAAGCGAGACCCUUCAGACCAUGGGCCACAGUUGGAUUCAGUAGACUUCUGGCACAAGCUUAUUGCUCUCAUCGUAUCUGUGAUAGAAGAGGACAGGAACAGCUAUGCUCCUGUCCUCAACCAGUUCCCUCAGGAGUUGAAUAUUGGUCAGCUAUCGGCAGCGACGAUGUGGUCGCUAUUUGCAGUCGAUAUGAAGUAUGCCUUAGAGGAGCAUGAACAACAUCGUCUUUGCAAGUCUUCCGCCUACAUGAACCUACACUUUAAGGUGAAAUGGCUUCACACAAACUAUGUGAAAGACGUUCCUCCAUAUUGCGGAGCUGUUCCCGAGUACCCAGCCUGGUUCGAACCCUUCGUCAUGCAGUGGCUCAAUGAGAAUGAUGACGUAUCCUUAGAGUAUCUGAACGGUGCCUUCAACAGAGAUAAGAAAGAUGGGUUCCAAAAAUCGAGCGAGCACGCCCUCUUCAGUUGCUCCGUGGUAGAUGUGUUUACACAACUAACACAGUGCUUCGACGUGGUCUCCAAGCUUGAGUGUCCCGACCCUGAGAUCUGGAAGCGGUAUAUGAAGAGAUUCGCAAAGACCAUCGUUAAGGUCCUCAUAGCAUACGCUGACAUCGUGAAGAAGGAGUUCCCUGAACAUCUGAAGGAGGAACGGGUGGCCUGCAUCCUCAUGAACAACAUUCAACAACUGCGGGUUCAGUUGGAGAAGAUGUUCGAAGCUAUGGGAGGCACUAAACUUGAGAGGGACGCUGCCGAUAUUCUUAAAGAUCUGCAGAAUAGAUUGAACGGGACGUUAGAUGAUUUGGCGUCUAUGUUUGCUAUCAGUUUGGAGUCCCGUAUAACAGCGAGUGUGAAGGAGCUGGGCGAGUUACUGCAGAAGGUGGGAGGAGGAGGUGCGCCUGGACAGCAGCAGCCGCCUGCCCAUCACGAGGCUGAUGAAGUGUUGAGGCCGCUCAUGGAUAUCUUGGACGGCUCUCUCACAAUGUACGCUGAAUCCUGUGAAAAGACUGUUCUCAAACGACUACUAAAGGAAUUGUGGAAGAUUGUGAUGAAGAUAUUAGAAAAGACUGUUGUGCUUCCGCCUAUGACUGAUAAAACGAUGAUGCUGAAGAACUUGACGAACAACGCUAAGAACUUGGCUGCUAAUGCGAAGAUCGAGGAUAUGACGCAGUUGUUCAAGAGCACGGUGGGCAAGCAGGAUGUCAAGCAUGCGCUGUCCGGCGUCAUGGAUAUAUCGAAAGAGCACCUAUCAGCCGAGAAGAGCUUGACACCAAAACAAUGUGGAGUCCUAGACGCGGCUCUGGACACCAUCAAGCUAUACUUCCACGCUGGAGGCAAUGGAUUGAAAAAGGCUUUCCUAGAGAAGAGUCCAGAACUGCAGUCCUUGAGAUAUGCUCUCAGUUUGUACACACAGACUACUGACACGCUCAUCAGGACUUUUGUGAGCUGUCAGCAGAAUCAAGACGCUGCAGUGGUGGAAGAGGGCAGCGUGGGUGAGGUGUCGUUACAAGUGGAUCUCUUCACUCAUCCGAACACUGGCGAGCAUAAGAUCACUGUGAAAGUGGUAGCAGCAAACGAUCUGAAAUGGGUGAUCCAAAGCGGCAUGUUCCGUCCGUUCAUCGAGGUUAACCUCAUCGGCCCUCAUCUCGCGGAGAAGAAGAGGAAGUUUGCCACCAAGUCCAAGAGCAACAACUGGAGUCCCAAGUUCAACGAAACUUUCCAUUUCAUGGUCAGCAACACAGAACAGCUGGAUCUGUUCGAGCUGCACGUGUGUGUUCGGGACUACUGCUUCGCGCGUGAAGACAGGCUCGUCGGCGUCGCUAUCAUGCGUAUGACCGAAAUUGUUGAGCAGGGUGCCAUCGCGUGCUGGCUGCCUUUGGGCACCCGCAUCAAGAUGGACGAGACAGGCUGGACGAUACUUAGGAUAUUGUCCCAAAGGCACAACGAUGAAGUCGCUCGGGAGUUUGUCAAGCUCAAGUCUGAGAUGAGGACAGAAGCGCCGGCCGGAGCACAAGGGCCCGCGUGAGGCGUGUAGAUACACACCUCGUGCCACACCACACACAACCCAUCAACUCCAAGACUGCGACUGGACUGACAGAUCCGGUUGUGAGGUCCCUAAGUAUUUCAAAUCAGUUUACAGUGCGCAAGCAGGACAGAAGCAUGUUCUGCUCGAUGCGCACGAAAGAGACGAAGCCACUGCAACGGAGUAAGGAAGUGACAUGCGGCGCUCUGGCGGCUCCCGGUCAGUGCUCGUUCGUUUUGUUUCGUACAAUAUCGACGGCGAUACGUUUUUUGUAAAUAAAAUUUAUCUUUGUUAAGUUACGCGGAUAGUAGAAUAUUUUGCACAAAUUCGUAAACAUUAGCAGAAAAGACUGACCGUAGGCGGCCGGGCGCCGCGGCGUACGCGACUUAGGCAUCCAGCUCCUGCAUUCUCAUCUCAAGAGACACCUUGAACUUUCAAUCCACAUCAAUAAUUUAUUUUGCCUCCAACGCUCCGUUAUCGUGUUUGUUCUCUUUGCUCCUUACAUUACUUAUCGUUUAGCAGUUCCUUCUAGGCUGCCCGAACCACUAUUGCUGGGUACCUAAAUUCGCGAACGCAUCGUUGACCCACGAUUUAUGUAAUAAUAUUUAUAUGGACCAAACUGUCGUAAAUACGGAUGAAAUUAAUCCUUAAACAUUAAUAUUAAAAUGCAACAUAAUUAUUUAUCUAAUUAAUCAUCUACUCGUUAUACGUGUACAGUAAAUUAUAUGGCCUUAUGUAAAUUAUUUCCUUUGUUUGUUGGUUCCAUUGCUUCUGUCGAGUCGGUACGUGUAAAAGUGUUAAGGAUGUUUCCUGAGUGUGACGAGGAAUGCGAUUCUAUUAUUUUAAUUUUGGUAAAUGCGUGGUGAAUAGAACUAUGCGAAUACAUAAAGCAUGAUCGUUUAGGUGAUGAGUGUUAUAUAAAAUGGAAUUAAUAUAGUAAUAGCCGUCGUUUGUUCUUGAAAUCCUUUACGCGAUGCUUUUUGACGUCUGUACGUAAAUAUAGAACUAUGUAGUUACAAAUUAUCUUAAACCAUAAUAUCUUUAUUCAAACGCAACGUUUAAUACUAAUGGCUUCCGCGAUAAAUAAACUGAAUCUGUAGAGGAAAUGAUCUGUUUUUAUUUAUUUCUUGCUCUUGGUACGUCAUGCAGUUUUGACAAAAAUACCAUGGAUGAAUUCUCCGAUGAAACACUCCGAACAAAAUGACUUGUCUGUAAAAAUACAAGAGUUACUUCAAAAAGUAUCGCGUAACAAAAUGGAUAAAAAUAUGCGGUAUUGUCAUCUUUUAUAAAAUAAUAAAUAAUUAUUUUACGUGUCCCGUUUUGAGUGACCUAUAUUACAUCUAUGUGAUCCAUAUUUAUUACAGACAUGUACAUAACAAUAAGUAUAUGUUAAAAUAUGUGUAUAUCACAAUAUUUGCUAUUACUUUAAUAAGCUUGGCCUCUUUGAAGUGUAAUCUAAAUCUCCAAUGUCUUUUUGUAUAUUAUUGAAAAUUGUGAUAUUGUUAUAAAGAUGACGUAACAUCGUAACUGUCGUGUUUACCUGUUUAAUCCGAUGUUAUUUGUUAUUAGUCAAAUGUUUUUUUGUUAUUUAUUAAAAAACAUUGUAUUUGUAAUAUUUCAUUCCAUUUUUGUUAGUUCGAGACUGUUUUUAUGUAAUUGUGUUAUUCAUUCAGGUAUUUUAAUGAACGUUUUGUUAUUUAUAGUAAAACCUUCCAAGUUAAGGCCCCAGUGCUCAAAAAUAAUUUGUUAAGGCUAUAUUGUGGUGAAUAACAAUAACGAAUCGUUGAUUUAUUAACAUAAUAAUUAAAAUAUAUACUUAAAAAAAUAUCACAGUCCAAAACUCAAACACGUUUGAAAGUUGUCACAUAAAUACAUUUAAAUGUGUGUACAUUUUCAAUAGCAUUAAUGUAAUCAUUGUCGAGUUUUUGUGCACCGAAAAAUAAUUCUUAUUUUUUUAAUCCUAUCUUAACUUUUUUAUUAUCUACAGCGAAAGAUUUCCCCUUUUGUAACCGGUAUUUUUGACAAGUGUAAGAUUUUUUUAUGAAAUUUUCUGAAAACUUUAAAGUUAUUUAAGAAGUCUACUUGUAAUUAAUGUUUGAUGACGUUGAAAAUGCACACGAUGUGUAGAUAGGCACAUCACUAAUUGACACGGGACAUAGAUUUUCUAAAUAUUAGCAUUUAUCAUGGAUUACAUAUCUGUAGAUAGAGAAUGUGGUUUGUCUAGUCCAAAUCUCAAUAAUAUAUAUUAAUUAAUUAUAUAUUUACUCGUCUUAUAAUAUAUAGAAAAUACUUUUAUUAUUUCUAAUUUACAUUUCCGCGUUGACUGAAUCUGUAUAACUAUAGCGUAAUAGAAAAUUGACAACAAAAAAUAAUCUUUUAUUUUGUUAUUAAAAUAAUCAAAUAAAUUAUUCUAUUCAAUGUAAUAAUGUGCGCAAUAAACUUCUCAAAUAAUAAAAAUAAUUGAAUUAGAUAAAAUACAUUCUUUGUCCACGAUAAAAUAAUAAUAAACAAUAACAAUUGCCUGCGCAUUACUGCGUUGAAUAGAGCUUUUCAAAAAUGUUUUGGGAAAAUAUAGUGACGCUCAUAAAUAGAUUAUUUGAUUGUGUUAUUUUGAAUAAACAUUUCAUUAUAACCAAAUCAUUAUUGGAUCAUACAUCUGUAAAUAGUUGCAGUUCGUACUUCCACCGUAUGAGAAGGGAAGCCACUAUAUCGAUGGGAUCGUGUGAUAUCUACAUAAACCAAGGUAUAUCAGUAUUACUUUCAUUUAAUUUAAAAGUAUUUGUGUAUUGAUCAAAGUUAAACCAGUUACACUGUUUAUGAAGAUAUUGCGAUUCGAGCUAGUAUAAAAGAAAAGCGCACAGUAUUCAUUAUAAUCUCAUCAAAAUAUAUAAUAACUAACAAACGUAUUGACACAUAAACCUUUACCAUUUGACAAUACUUGGUAAAUAUUAUUUUAUAAGUAUAAUGUGAUCGUCACAUGCAUCUGUUCAUUGUAAGUCUGUUACGCUCCAAUUUUAGUAUUAAAUAUCACUAACAUUGCAUACAUCUUUGUAUAAAUGCAUAUAUGUAAAUGUUACAUGUUUAAACACAUUAUUGAAUUUAGAAUUUUUAUGAAAAAAUAAAUAAAUAUCCGUAUUUCAAAUAUA
Messenger RNA from Helicoverpa zea (corn earworm), 11730 nucleotides. RefSeq names its product protein unc-13 homolog A. Gene Ontology annotation, cellular component: neuromuscular junction; terminal bouton; presynaptic membrane. NCBI's taxonomy places the organism in Eukaryota, Metazoa, Arthropoda, Insecta, Lepidoptera, Noctuidae. The record is from RefSeq and is a predicted model, not a curated record. The coding region runs from base 296 to 8587 and encodes 2763 amino acids. Gene Ontology annotation, molecular function: syntaxin-1 binding; diacylglycerol binding; phospholipid binding. Gene Ontology annotation, biological process: dense core granule priming; neuromuscular junction development; synaptic vesicle priming. The transcript has 28 exons.